AUGGAAUAUGUCCACCAAACAGUCCCACCAAGUUUGUUUCUGUCAUCAAGCUCCUGUGUGAAGCAGUCCAAAAAUCUGGAGGAGACACUAGUACAACUGCAUGAGUUGCAAGAGCCAACCCCUCCACCAAUUGUCUCAAGUGGAAGGGUGGAUAUGGUGGGGUUGAACAUGGAUAUUGUUGCCAAUUCAUGUAAAAGCUUGCUGGAUCUGUUCCUGCAGGAAAGGGAGCCAACCACUCUGGCAGAGGGCAGAAUUGCAGCCAUAAUAGAUCCACAUGACAACUUGAUGAAUUGGUUCCUGAAUGAAUGGGAACUAACUGCUCCCCCAGCAGAUGGUAUGAACAUGGAUCUACUCAAGCAAUUGCUGAAUGCACAGGAACCAUUGGAACCACCAGUCAUGCAUGAGAAAUUAAACAGGAUGGACAGGUCUUCAACACCUGCACAAGACAUUACUAUGCAGGAUAUGAGGGAACCAACACCUCUCCCACUCAUUUCAAAUGUACCCAUCAAAUCUUUUGACUUGGCAGAGGAUGAGGACAAUGAGAUGAGGGAUCUUUUCAAAGAAAUAUGCAAUGGUGAACUUCCAUCCACACAGCAAUCUCUUCAAAUGGAACAAUGGGGAUUGGCACCUGUUCCAUGUUGCAAUCAGAUCCUGCAUGCCUUACAUGCUGCAGUAUCUCACUACCAUGGAAACACCACUCCCAGUGACACGCUGUUCAAUCCCACCCUUGAUAGGCACCUUGUGCAGGCUGUGAAUGCCAUUGUGAGAGAAUUGGGCACAGCUGCAAGGGACCACCAAUCACACCCAUCUCACCAGUCUGUGGUAGAGAUGGGUAUCCUCUACUUGGCAUGCCAGAUCAAGGUGGCCUCUGUACAUCUGAAGCAGACUGCUGAUAUCAUGGGAUGGCCUGCACAUUGUUAUACUCCUCCCUUCCCAGCAUGCUACCAUGCAUACCUCAGACACCAAGAUGAUGAGGAAUACACAGUGGAUUCCCAAAGAUUGCAAGACAAGGGAUUGUUUUCCACAGCCUGGGAUUUUUUUAAGUUGAUGAUGGCCCAGGGCUUAUGGCCAUUGCCUGAGGCACCAAUCACAGACUGCCUCAAUGGCUAUAUUGAGGAGCAGUCAGGGUUGACAAAUUGA
This is a messenger RNA of Pisolithus orientalis, 1140 nucleotides long. RefSeq lists its product as uncharacterized. The transcript is spliced from 13 exons. The record is from RefSeq and is a predicted model, not a curated record. Bases 1 to 1140 code for a protein of 379 amino acids. NCBI's taxonomy places the organism in Eukaryota, Fungi, Basidiomycota, Agaricomycetes, Boletales, Pisolithaceae.